This is a messenger RNA of Drosophila busckii, 855 nucleotides long. RefSeq names its product U-scoloptoxin(19)-Tl1a. The record is from RefSeq and is a predicted model, not a curated record. Lineage: Eukaryota; Metazoa; Arthropoda; Insecta; Diptera; Drosophilidae. Bases 272 to 544 code for a protein of 90 amino acids. The transcript has 3 exons.
CGCUCUCUCGCUCUCUCACUCUCUUGCUGUCUCGCAUGCUGUUGGAGAGUCGUCGGCUGCUGCUUCUGCUGCUGCCUGUGCUCAUUUGCUGAUCAUUCGUCGAGUUGUGCAAAACAAAAUCGUUGCGCGUUCCUUUGCUCGUCUCGAUCGAAAUAUUUUUGGUUAAAAAGCAACUGUAACGUAAUUAGUCUCGCUCAGUGCUAGACAAACCGUGCUAUCGUGUGGAUUACUAAAAAGAAAUAAGAAGAAAGAACGAAACUCAAACAGUGACAUGUCAUAUAAGAGCAAUCUUCUGGGCCUGUGCCUGCUGGCCACAGCGCUAAUACUGCAAGUUGUCUGUGCUAACGUUGUGACAAACGAAGUGACCGAUGAUUUCUAUAUGCUGCAAGGCGUGCGUGUGUAUUCAAACGAUCGUCAGUGUACGCUGCUUGGAGGCAUCUGCGUGAAGUCGAGCGACUGCAGCCUGCCGACCACCAACAAGGGUCUCUGCCCCACCAAUGCGCAUCUGGGCGUUGAAUGCUGCUAUGAGCUCCCACGUCAAUGAUUGUAAUCCUUAAACGCCUUUGCAAAUUGCUUCCUAUAUUAAUAAUAUUAAUAGUGUUUGUUUUAUUUUUUUUGUGUAAAUUGAAAUUGGUAUUAUUUGUUGUACUCAUCUAUUGUUCUUGUCUGUCUCUCCACCACCCUCAAUUAACUACUCCACAACACACACACACAUUUUGUACUCCCACAACUGUUUGCCCCCUCCCAACUAUGUUGCCGUUGCAGUGCCGGUUAGACCAGCGCCGUGUACGGAUCACUUGGGAGUGUGCAUGGAUCGAUGCAACCAGAUGCUACAGCGACCUGGCACCGACUGCG